Messenger RNA from Caenorhabditis remanei, 573 nucleotides. RefSeq lists its product as uncharacterized. The record is from RefSeq and is a predicted model, not a curated record. Gene Ontology annotation, cellular component: nucleosome. Gene Ontology annotation, molecular function: structural constituent of chromatin; protein heterodimerization activity; DNA binding. Lineage: Eukaryota; Metazoa; Nematoda; Chromadorea; Rhabditida; Rhabditidae. The coding region runs from base 1 to 573 and encodes 190 amino acids. The transcript has a single exon.
AUGCAACCACUCUGUGGGGACACAUUUCACGUGUUCCGACUGCCUCCGAAUAACCUCUUCUUCUGUUUGACUAAGACCACGCCUCUCCACCGGAGAGUGCAUAUAUGCCUCUCCGAUUGUAUUGUAUUCUUCACAGUCCCUAUCGGAUUCUCAUCUUUUGACAUGGCUCGUACCAAGCAAACCGCCCGCAAAUCGACCGGAGGAAAGGCUCCAAGAAAGCAGUUGGCUACCAAGGCUGCUCGCAAGUCUGCUCCAGCUACCGGAGGAGUCAAGAAGCCACAUCGUUAUCGUCCAGGAACCGUCGCUCUCCGUGAGAUCAGACGUUACCAGAAAUCCACUGAGCUUCUCAUCCGCAAGUUGCCAUUCCAGCGACUUGUCAGAGAAAUCGCUCAAGAUUUCAAGACCGACCUUCGCUUCCAAUCUUCCGCUGUCAUGGCUCUCCAAGAGGCCGCUGAGGCUUACCUCGUCGGACUUUUCGAGGACACCAACUUGUGCGCAAUCCACGCCAAGCGAGUCACCAUCAUGCCAAAGGACAUCCAAUUGGCCAGACGUAUCCGAGGAGAGCGUGCUUAA